Fomitopsis serialis is the source of this 1674-nucleotide messenger RNA. RefSeq lists its product as uncharacterized. Bases 1 to 1674 code for a protein of 557 amino acids. NCBI's taxonomy places the organism in Eukaryota, Fungi, Basidiomycota, Agaricomycetes, Polyporales, Fomitopsidaceae. The transcript has 9 exons. The record is from RefSeq and is a predicted model, not a curated record.
AUGACCAUUCGCGCCGAGAACUACGCCCUCGGCAAGCAUCGGGAGAUCGUCCCGAUGUGUUCGAUGAAGGCGAGCUUCAUGCCGAACAUGGAGUUCGUCUGGCCGACCGAGGUCGUUCUGCCGCGGCUACGCUUUCGCGCGAGCUGGAGGUUCAUGGACAUCAUCCCUCCACCGCCAGUGCCCCAAGUGCCGAAAAUCAACACAUUACGGUACUUCAAUGGACACGAGAGCCUCGGGCUCUUGUUGACUAUGGACGAGCUGGACGCGCUGCCGAACCCUCCAAAGCUGGGGGGCUGGCUCUUCUUAGGGCAUCCAGGAGAUGUUCAAAGCAUCUUCAAUACCGGCGUGCACCAUGCGCGACGGAAGAAGACUGGAUGGAAGCUUCCCGUCUCGUUGCCUCUAAUUGCAGACGUAGUUGAAGACCGUCCCGGAGCGACGCCAUCUGUCAUUCAACUUCUGCCAGCCAUCACCGUGCAGAUGUUUCCUGCCCAGCGGGGGAGGCACCAGGCUCGGUACACCCCCCGGCAUCAUUACUACACUGCCCAUCGAAUCGUGGGCUGCUGCGCAGGCAACGUAUGGGCGCGCAACAUCUUACGUUCCCCCUCCCCUAACCCAAAUCCCGUCUUCAAGCUGGCCGAUGUGACGGCUGCCAUGUACGCAGGGAAUACGCGCUUGGAAUACGCAAGUCAGCCCCUCUGCUCAAUGAAGAGACGUUUGUCCGCACUUGGAGUUACGUGGCCGACCGGUCUGGCUCAAGCUCGAUCGUUCAUCGAGGCGGACUGGACGGUGGGCAUCAAUGAGAGCGGUGAGACGGUCGCGACCUGUUCAUCGCUGACAAGGAUGGAUACGAGUUUCUUCAAUACCGCGCGCUCAGUGUGGCUGCAGUCGGGCGCCUUACAUCCGGCGUUCGAAGACAUCGCCUAUGCUCGACAAUGCCCGGAGAACAAGGCGAUAUCGCAUGUCACCGUGCUCUGCAUGGAGAAGGAGCACCUGGGGCGCCUUUUCGACUAUUGUCCACUGUGUCUCCCGUCAGACUGCCCCAUGAGGCUUCUACGUGCAGCCCAAGUUGGCCGCACGGUUGGCAUUGAGGGACGCGCUGGAGGGUCUCCAGAACCCUCCAAGCUCGAGGGAUGGCUCUUUCCUGGAGCCAUCAAAUCGGCAUUCAGGCGGGGCGUUGCCGGCAAGCCUCAACGGGGAUGGAGAGCUAAGGGUUAUCCUUGCUCUGUAUACGUCAAGGCUGCGGCUCUUCUUCCGCCAGCCCAUCACCGCCCAGAUCUUCACCGGGCUUGCUGGUGGAGGGACCCUAUUCUGCGGUACCGGCCCGAGGCCUUCGACAUGUACAACCUCAAGUACAGGACCUGGGAACGCCUGCCAUCCUCCCCGAGCCACCGAGAGAUGGAUCGACAACUCCGUUUACCUCCCCUUCCUCUUUGCCACAUCCUGAUCUUCAAACCGGCGUCGCUCGUGACCACGCCAUACCCUGAGGGAUUUUCGCUCGGGCUUUUGUGGCCGCGCGGCCUCAAAAACCUUCCAUCGUACGUCAAGGCGAAGUGGACAGUCGGUUCUGACGAUGAUGGGAUCGUCGCGACCUGCCCUGGGUUCGGCGAGGAAGGGAAUGAGAUGUGGGAGGUUGACCCAGAGCGGGAGGAUGAGGACGCGGCUGCGGCUGCUUGA